AUGUCCUGCCAUGCUCAAACUGUUCAAUUUCAGUCCAUUGCUGACAAGUACGAAGCUGGAGCUCACACAUUCGCGGAACACCUGAAAAAUGUCUCCGAAAGAAUCACACAUUAUCAGAACUUCUUCAAGGAGUUCGUCAAAUACACGUCACGAGCUAAUCAGAGCAGUAAGAGUAUGCAGAAGGCUCUCGAACUGACAUUGGCUAUACCGCAACGAGUACAUGACUUAGUUUACACUAACAACAUUCUACAGUAUCCCGGCGACACCAAUAAACUUGGACGACUUAUCCGACAUGACUCGUUCGAGGUCGCCGAGGGAGAUGAACCCGAAAAGCAGCGCUAUGUCUUCCUUUUCAAAAACAAAUUGAUGAUCACUAAGAAAAAUGACUCCACAGAGCCAGCCACCUAUACUCAUUUGGCUACAAUCAGGCUUGAUAAAUAUACAGUAACUACCCAUAAACUUCAUGAAGACACCAUUCUUCUGAAACCGAACGAGCUAGGAUUACCAAGUUUCAGCUUGAAGCCAAAGGAUGCGACAAGAUCUGAAUACGUUCGAAAAGCCUGGGUAAAGGAUAUCACAGAGGAACAGGAGGCCUACGCUGCUGAACGUGAACAUGAGACGGAAACAUCGAUAUCCGAAUACGACAUGCAUCUCAGUGAUAUGCGUUCCGAAUUCAGCGAAUAUUCUGGGUCACGCAGAAGUAGUACCCAUGCUGCUGGUAUUCACUGA
Cooperia oncophora is the source of this 729-nucleotide messenger RNA. The record is from the annotation of a GenBank genome assembly. NCBI's taxonomy places the organism in Eukaryota, Metazoa, Nematoda, Chromadorea, Rhabditida, Trichostrongylidae.